AUGGAUUAUCCAAGGAACAUGUUUGAUGCCAUGUCUGAAAGAGAUGUAUUUCUUUGGAACACGUUAAUCAGGGGUUAUGCGGAUCGGGGACCUUGCCAUGAAGCUAUAUUUUUGUACAGAAAAAUGCAUCAAAGUGGUUUUUCACCUGAUAAUUAUACUUUUCCCUUUGUAGUUCGGUCUUGUGCAGUGCAGUCGGCUUUGAGAGAAGGGACAGAAGUGCACUGUAACAUUAUUAAAAAUGGGUUUAGUUCCGAUGUAUUUGUUCAAAGCUCCUUGGUGAGUAUGUAUGCACAGAAUGGUGAAACUUUGAACUCUGAGCUUGUCUUUAACAAAAUGGUUGUGAGGAACAUAGUUUCCUGGACUGCCAUGAUAGCAGGCUAUGUGAAAAAUGGGUUUUAUAAAGAAGGGUUGACUGUUUUGCGAGACAUGGUGGCUUCAGGUUCCCAGCCAAAUGUGGUUACACUAGUCAGUAUCCUUCCUGCUUGUGCUAGUUUAGAAUUUUUGGAUUUAGGAAACCUGAUUCAUGGUCAUGGAGUUAAAGUUGGAUUUGACUCAGAUAUGUCACUAAUGAAUGCUUUGAUUGCGUUUUAUGGUAAGUGUCGAAAUCUUGAGACAGCAAAAUCUUUAUUUGAUGGGUUGGUAGUGAGAAAUUUGGUCUCGUGGAAUGCAAUGAUUGCUGCUUAUGAACAGAAUAAAGCAGGAAUGCACGCAAUAAAGCUCUUUUGUAGGAUGCAAAAUGAAAAUGUGGAGUAUGACUAUAUCACAAUAGUCAGUGUUAUUUCAGCCUGUGCUAGCUCGGGUGCAUUGAACACUGGGAUAUGGUUGCAUGAGCUUGUCAAAAGGAAAGGCUUUGGAACUAAUGUUUCAGUCACAAAUGCACUCAUUGACAUGUAUGCAAAGUGUGGGAACAUUGAUCUGGCCAAGGAUGUUUUUCAAAAAUUACCUCAUAAAAGUGUUGUAUCCUGGACAUCUAUAAUAGGGGCUUGUGCGUCUCAUGGUCAUGGAGAUGAUGCUCUCAUGUUUUUCUCCAUGAUGAAAGAAAAGGGUAUUAAACCAAACAAUUUCACUUUUAUAGCUGUUCUCAGUGCUUGUAGGCACUCAGGUCUAGUUGAUGAAGGGAGAAAGCAUUUUGAGAGCAUGAUUAAAGACUACUCCCUUGUCCCUGGUGUAGAGCACUAUGCUUGUAUGGUUGAUCUACUUGGUCGAGCUGGUUGUUUGUUAGAAGCUUAUAAAUUUAUUGAGAGGAUGCCGGUUGAGCCGGACGUUGGUAUUUGGGGAGCUUUACUUAGUGCUUGCAGGAUAUAUGGCAAUGUUGAGCUAGCUGAACUUGUGGCAGCCCAUUUGUCUGAGUUAGAUCCUCCCUAUGUUCUUAUGUUAAAUAUAUAUGCGGAAGCUGGUAGGUGGGAAGAUGAAGCUAGGUUGAGAAGUUUGAUGAGACAGAAGGAGUUGAAAAAAUUACCAGGGCAAAGUUUUGUUGUGGUCAAUCAAAGAUUGUAUACAUUUUUAUCAGGUUCAAGAUCCCAACUAGAGCUCCAACCAAUGCUGGCCUCAUGCUAA
Molecule: messenger RNA, 1557 nt
Organism: Fragaria vesca subsp. vesca
Lineage: Eukaryota; Viridiplantae; Streptophyta; Magnoliopsida; Rosales; Rosaceae
Product: putative pentatricopeptide repeat-containing protein At3g11460-like
Exons: 1
Coding region: 1-1557 (518 amino acids)
Biological process (GO): RNA modification
Molecular function (GO): protein binding; RNA binding
Source: RefSeq, a predicted model, not a curated record